This is a messenger RNA of Mesorhabditis spiculigera, 1266 nucleotides long. The record is from the annotation of a GenBank genome assembly. Lineage: Eukaryota; Metazoa; Nematoda; Chromadorea; Rhabditida; Rhabditidae.
AUGAACCACAUCUCCAUUUCCCUGGUCACUGAGCCGAUCUGGGAGAAAUUUGAUGCGAUCGGCACUGAGAUGAUUAUUAAUAAAGUUGGGAGAAAAAUGUUUCCCAAGCUGGAGUACGCCUUCAAGGGACUGCAUCCAGACGGUCGGUACAAGAUUACGCUGAAGUUGGUGCGGGUCGAUGAGAAUCGAUGGAAAUACUGUGGUCGUUGGAUGCCUGCUAGCAGGGGUGAGCAGUUUCCGAUGGAAACGAUCGCUUUACCGUAUGGUGAAAGGGAAGAUCGUUUCUAUAUCGGCAGUGAUUUGAUGAAAGAAGUGCUCGUUUUCGACGGCUUCAAGAUGACAAACAACAACGAGCAGGCCAAGGGCAGGCUGGAUAUGUUCCACGUCCUCUCCAUGCACAAAUACGUCCCAGUAUUGACGAUCCAGCAGCAACAAGACUAUCCGAAUGUACUUGUUCCGGUCGCUGUGUACCGUAACCCAAAGACGACGUUCAUCGCGGUGACCUGCUACCAGAAUGAUGAGGUCACGAAGAUGAAGGUGUCGCAGAACCCAUUUGCCAAGGGCUUUCGGGAUAAGAGCGGAAGGAAGCGGGCUUCGUACUCUCCUAGUACAGAAGACGGCCAGAGCCCUGCAAAAUUUAGUAAUACUUCAUCUGAAGAUGCGGGCUUACAUGCGGAGGCAAUGGGUUGCUUCGUGGACAAGGCUGCUCAGAUGGAUCCAGGCUUGAACCAUCGAAAAGAUUCUUAUUAUCCUAGGCUCUACGAGAUUUUGUGCGGCAAUCUAAAUGAAAUAACAGCCAGCUGCAGAUGUUCUCAGCAUUUGGCAACUAGAAUCCUGCACGAGCGCUGCAAUGGAAAGACGUUAAAUGAAAAAUACAUUACUUUCUACAUGUGCUUUCCAACAGAUCAUAAUCCAGAAUUGGAUAAAUGCGAAAAAAACCGGUCGGAUAGUUGUAGCGGUCUGGUCGAAACCCUGAAAUGCAAAGCAGCAGUCUAUGGGAUGCAGUGUCGAAAUGGCGCUGAGGCUUUUCGAGAUGUAGUUUAUCGCAGGGCGUAUUACAACAUUUACGACUGGGACGAGUGCCAGAACGACGUUAUCUAUGCCUUAAUGCCAGAAUAUGCAUCGAAGACGUUUGGGACGGCUUUUGGAGUGAUGAUCUGCGUGUGUAUGUUGAUCGUCGUUGGCAUGGGGGCCAUUAUAUACCCAAGAAAACGCACGGCUGCUGCUGAUUAUCACCAGGACGUUGCCAUCAAUAAUGAGGAUCCG